Messenger RNA from Ceratitis capitata (Mediterranean fruit fly), 2001 nucleotides. RefSeq names its product enhancer of split M2 protein (gene E(spl)m2-BFM). NCBI's taxonomy places the organism in Eukaryota, Metazoa, Arthropoda, Insecta, Diptera, Tephritidae. Gene Ontology annotation, biological process: sensory organ development; Notch signaling pathway. The transcript has a single exon. The record is from RefSeq and is a predicted model, not a curated record. The coding region runs from base 911 to 1711 and encodes 266 amino acids.
UUCCCACACUUUUUCUCUGCCAUUUAGAGGCGCUCGCAUGCGCACAUGCACAGCACUCGAGCUCUCUGAGGCACCAGCUUCGGCUCUCACUCAAAUGCAGACACACAGCACAGAUUUUUGGUUGAAUUUUGAGCAAACCAGCCAAGAAAACACCACCAACAAACACUACUGUUGCGAUUGGCGAGGAAACAGCUGCUGCUGUUUCUUUUGUUGUUGCUGUUACUGUCGUUGCAUGCUACCUGCGCUGCGCAUACUCGUACUCAGUGUUAGCAUUGAUGAAUAUGAUGAUGUUGCUUGUAGCCAAUAGUGUUUGUAGUGGUGUUGUUGUCAGCAUAGCAAUGCCGAUCGUGCGUUGACUUGUGUUGUUGCCCUUUUGGGUCAGGCAAACAAGAAGUUAGCGAAGAGAAAGAGCGUCGAAGCGAAGAGUGGGUGAAGAGGUACAACAUGGGAAAUAUACAAUGUAUGAUUCCUGUUGGAAUUUCUCUGUGUCAGCCAGAACUGGGAAGUGCAGUUGAGCGGCGCUCAGCUGAGUGUGCAGCACCAACGGCAGAACGACUGGGUUAUGGGCAACGGCCGCGCAGCCGGCGAUGACGACGCUUGUCUCGUAUUUCGCCUUUCCUUCAGCUGCGUUGGUUCACACGAUCGAUCGAUGAAUGGUUAGUUAGUUGGCUGGCUGGCUGGUCGGCUGUGUGUGGAUGGAUGGUUGGCUGAUGUAUAAAAACGUAUGGAUGCAAGCGCAACAGCAUCAGUUCAUCAACAACUUUCACAGCGAGCGCACGCGAAGAGCGUAAAAGCAAAAAUUAAAAUAGAUAUAUUAAAACGAACGUGAAAAUCAACUUUAAUUGAGGAUUACUUACGGAAUACGACAUUUGUUGCACGAAAUAAUUAAACACAUUAAACAAAAAAAAAAAUGUAUACAGAUACCAAAAACCUCGCACAUCAAUUGGCCGAUAUGAGCCUGACCGGCGUCAAUACACACCUGCCGCCCAGCACACCAAUGGAGAAAUCCAAGCGUAAACUUUGCAAAAUGUGGCGCCCACUAUUACGGCUGAUGGCACGUAAGCGCCACAACAGUGCCACCACCACAGCAAUCAGAUCCUCAAAUGUCACACGUCUCCACCCAAAUAACGUGCACCUCAACAACACCACCGUGCCACCGACGAGAACAGACACCAUCAGCAGCAGUGCGGAAUGGCCAACGGCGCUGAUUGAAGACUAUGCCAGCCUCAUGCGUAAGAUGAGCUGCAAAGAAGAGUGCAAUCAUGGCACAGGCGAGUCGGCUACGGCCAACGCGGUGCCCGAAUGGGAGCGCCCUUGCCAGGCAAGUGCCAAAUUCGCAACUACUGUCAUUAGUAGUGCCAGUAUUGAGAAAACACCAGCCAGCACGUGUGCGCAUUGUGUGUACGGACGUAAUUGUCAGCAUGAGCAAUUUCAUCAUCACAUCUGUGAUGCAGCUACAACCACAACAACAACGGCAACAACGGAAACCGCAAUGACAACAGUAGUAGGUGCUGUAAAUGCGCCCACAGUGACAGACGCUACAACAACAUUGUCUCAGCACGUGCUUGCCGAUCUGCCCAUACAAUUCAUUCAGACCGAUGAGGGCACCUUCUUCUGGACGAAUUCGCAAGAAAAAAUCGAUGAUGACCUACUAACAGCAUGGUUGUGUCACAGUUGGCGUCAGCUACCUGUACAGGCGGCUUUGUUGUGAGCGAGCUUUCGCACUUUCACAGUGCAUGAAAGCUGUCACACAGGAAUUAAGUAUCAUUAUGACUUUCAUCAGGGAUCUCAUUGUUAUUUAUAUACUCGUAGUACAAUUUAUACAAUAUUUUUUUUUUUUUUUUAUAAUGAUUAUCCUUAGUAUGUAAUGCUAACUGAAAUCUAUAAGAAUUCAUAAAAAACAGAAGUUUACAACUUCACAACCCACAAUUGUUUGCAAUAUAAAGACAAUAUUUGUGAUAUGCGCUAUUUAAUUAUAAAAUUAAUAUACAGAAAGUAACA